Molecule: messenger RNA, 2528 nt
Organism: Pomacea canaliculata
Lineage: Eukaryota; Metazoa; Mollusca; Gastropoda; Architaenioglossa; Ampullariidae
Exons: 2
Coding region: 627-2198 (523 amino acids)
Source: RefSeq, a predicted model, not a curated record
GAUGGGAGGGGCCUUGUGUCGACGUCAUCUUGUUGCGUCAAUUUUGCUCACGUAAUUUUAUGCGCACACACAAACUGGAAAUGACGUUAGCAUAUGACGUAAGACUACUACUUGCAAAUAAAGGAGAUAAUAAGCUCUUCCCUCCAUAAGACGUGAAGUCCAUUAAAUCCUUCACGGCGCCUCUAGCAGCAAAAAGAAUCGCAAAUCAGCAAAAAGAAUCGAAAAUCAGCAAAAAAGAAUCGAAAACAGCAAAAAAGAAUCGAAAACAGCAAAAAAAUCGCAAUGAGAAAAUGUACUAAAUAGUUAUGCAAACUUUCUGGUCACCGGUAAGAGGGGAACAAAACUUUCUGGUCACCGGUAAGAGGGGAACAAAAUCUUUUGAUACCUUCAAGAACGCAGUAACAAGAUUAUAAAGAAACCUCUAGAUACAUUGAAUCCUCCUCUUCAAACUACCAGAGCUCGAUCGUCGACUGGAACUAUUUAUUCUCUUCUCCACCCCACUCCCUUCCCCAAAUCAUGUCUGCAAAAGACUAAUAAUAUUGGAACUUUAAAACCGUUUUCCUCAAAUGGCACAAUGAGGAACCGAAAGCUCUGGUGCGCGGCGUUUUGUGGGACUUGAACCGACAAUGUCAUACGUCUACGUUUUUUUCAAUGGGAUCCAUGCAUUCUGGCAGUAUCUGAAGCAGUGCAUGGUGGCAGUGCUCAUGAAGAUUAAACUUAAGGCUGUAAAGGGAAGAAGAGCAGGUGAUAUCGCUCUUGUGAGCAAUACCCUGACCCUAGAGACCCGGCUUGGUUCUGAUGAAGUCUUCGCCGAUAAAGUCGAGGAAGUGGAGCCGAAAGGUCUCACGUCUGAACAGGAUGAUUGUUGCGAGGACGACAGUGACGAUAAUAGCAAGGUACUCUGCGAACAGGAUGAGACUGAUGUUCAGGAGGAAUGCAGCCAGUCAAGCAUCCACACAGACGAAGAAGAAGAAUCAGGCUGUCAGGAUCUCAACGUCGAGGAAGAGUCCCCGAGAGCAACAGGAUCCGACGACGGUAUGGAAUUUCAGUAUAAAGGACAGGGCAGUCGAACUUAUUCCUCACUGGUCAACACCGACAGCGCCCACAGCACCAAGACGGAGAUGGUCUUGACCAGUGUUGCCACUGACCCUUCAUUCUCUUGCUCGGCUGACGAAGAUUUACCUUCUUUUCUUCAGAGUUCGGACGAGCGCGUUCAGCUCGCCUACCUGAUCGACCAGAUCAAGGACAGCGUCUGCCCCGAGGAGUGUCUCCAGAACAUAAACUGCGCACAUAGCCAAUCCCGAGGGUCCUCCUUGGCCGCUCUUUCAAGUGAGUCAACUCUCGCUUUCAAGAAAAACUCAUCCAUAUCCCUCCUCUUCAUUCCGUUCAGCUACCUGGGAAAGGCGAAGGAAUAUGUGAUUAACGCCCUCACGCAGCCAAUCGCUAAACAGCUUGGUUUCAGCAGUUCCCUGAACUAUGAGGUCAACGGCAAACAGUUUGAAUCCUACGACAGCUUGGGAGAUGUGGACCAGCCAUGCUGCUCUCACCAGUCCACAUCAUCUGCCCGCCACGGCAAAGAAAAUUACAUCAUCCCCAAUCAGUCUACCAGUUCCGAUUCAGAAUCCGAUGACGAGGUAGAUCUUCCAACACUUUCACGGCCGUCCAUAGAAUCUGGAAAUGAAUCUGCGGCAUCCGUCUCAACUCUCGAAAGGAAGGCAUCUCUAAAACGCGACGAGCUUGUAAAAGAGGAAAAUGAGAAAAGUUCCGCCGAUGAAACCCAGAUUGAGACUCUCACGGACUCGCUCACCAGGCGCUGCAGACAGCUGCAGGACUCCAAGUUCCCCAGGUCUCGCAGCAGACGCUCUAAGACCCGUCGCAGCCAUGAAAGCUCAUCCUGUGAAAGGAUCUCUGGUUCCGAAAGCGAACAUGAGAGUGACUACAGCUUCUCGAACCUGCGAACCGCUCGCACCAGCCUCUCGCCGUCCUUCCACAGCACCCACAACAGCGACCACAGUUUGUUGCUAAAUGCAAGUGAGCGCUGCUCACUCGACUGGCUCGGUGAACAGGUCAGCGACACAUCCAUCUCAGCCCCGCACCUCUGCGAAGACGGCUCCGAAUGGAGACCGAGACUUUGUCGAAUAUCUCUCUUCGGCACUGCUUCGUGGAGCGUGGUACGAACUGCUGUAGAUGCUGUUUGACUAUCCUGGCACAAGCUGUGGUGUGAAAACAUGGCUGAUGAAUUUGUUUAUUAUUUUAUUUGAAAUUUCAAUAAACUCUUUCUUAUCUGUUCAAUAGUCGCGACAGCAACGAACUGCUUUCUUAGGGGAGGGGUGGACCAACGGUCCCAAGAAGCUCUUUUGGCCAUUUCAUGGCUUAUUAAGUGGCUUUUAAAUACAGUUAUACUCAGUUUUUAUACUUAUAUUUCCAGUUUUGUAUCACCGUGCUUUGUCAGUAGAAUCAGCUUCUUGAAACAAAAAUAUUGAGCUACAAAACUGCAAGCAAUUUUGGAAAUAAACAAAUUAAAUAUU